This is a messenger RNA of Haliotis rufescens (red abalone), 3946 nucleotides long. RefSeq names its product receptor-type tyrosine-protein phosphatase epsilon-like. Gene Ontology annotation, biological process: protein dephosphorylation. Gene Ontology annotation, molecular function: protein tyrosine phosphatase activity. The coding region runs from base 26 to 1582 and encodes 518 amino acids. The transcript has 14 exons. Lineage: Eukaryota; Metazoa; Mollusca; Gastropoda; Lepetellida; Haliotidae. The record is from RefSeq and is a predicted model, not a curated record.
AGCGACAAAACGAAACAAGUUGACUAUGCAUUUCAUCAAGAUUCUGGUAUUGGGUCUCUAUUGUCUUCAACUAAGGAUAAUGUCUGUAACAUGUUCUUGUGUCAAAUUUGGCACCAACUGCCUUUAUUGCAAUGCAACACAUUGUACUGAAUGCUCCCGAGGGUUUUAUGGAAGCGAUUGUGCGUCGCCAUGCAUUGGACAUUGCCAAUAUGACUGUUAUAUGCAAAAUGGUUCUUGUAGAGAAUGUACAGAUGGCUUCUAUGAAACCAAUUGUUCACUCCGUUGUUCAGACAAAUGUUCAGAAACGUCUUGUAACCGAUCUACUGGGGCUUGUACAGGCUGCAUUGCUGGACACUGCUCUCCUAGCACUGGAUGUAAAGAAAAAUGUAGUGGAAAUUGCUCCAAUUGUGACUUUGAAACAUGCAAGUGCAGAACCUGCAACCCUGGUGAUGAUUGUUACGGAACGUCAUCUACACUCCCUUCUACUGGCACAACUCCUUCCCCUACACACGGACAGAGCCUCAUUAAAAAUGACUGUUCUGCAGCGUAUUGGAUCGGCACUACAGUUAACUCGGUGUAUGUGGUUCUCUGGUUCAUCUUCUACCGCUUUGAACAGAUAUUAUGGGAAAAAAUUCAGCAGUUAAGGUGUAAAAAGACGCGAGGCGAACAGGGGAAACGCACUGAUCCAGCGGGACAACCCUUGGCCGACGACACAAUAGAGAAAAGGUUUCAGGAAAUACCGAAUGAUGAAGACGACGAAGCCGCUAGCGUUGCUUUGGAGAACAAGGCCAAAAAUAACAACAGAUAUUCGUAUCCAUAUGAUUGCAAUCGUGUCAGACUCUCAAAUGACGAGUACAUCAACGCAUCUCUUGUAAACGGUACCAAUUUGGGAGUUUCAAGGUCUUACAUAAUCACGCAACAACCGAUGAAGAAUACCAAAGAUUCCUUUUGGCGUAUGAUUUGGGAACGACACGUUGGUACAAUUGUUGUCUUGUCAACAAAACCAACCAAUGAGGUUGAUCGGAAGCUGAGAGGGGUAAACUGUCAAGUAGACUUUGGGCAAAUUCGUGUACAAACGAACGGAACUCUCACCAAGAAGACGUCAUACACAGUUCGGAAACUCAAGAUACAAAAAACAACAGAGCACGGCAUAGAGAGGGAUGUGAAUCUCUACCUCUUGCACAACUGGUAUCGGAAGAGCAGCUUAUGUGAUUUUCUGAAGGAAAUGAGAAACGUCUCAAGCUUUAAAAGCAACGAAUCACCAGUAACAAUAUUUUCGAGCGAGGGUGAAGGACCUGCUGCUAUUUUUGUUGCCUUGGAUUACCUCAUGGAAAGGAUGAACCAUCCUCCACUUGACAUGUAUGGAUGUGUCCACGAUCUAGCUUCGCAGAGAAGAUGCAUGUUUCCAGAUACGACAACAGUGAAGAGACUGAGGGAGUGCUAUAUGUUUCUCCAGAAGGAGAAAGAUGUGUCAACAUUAACAUCAAGAUCAACAGGACGAAAAUGUUGGAUCGGAUUUUUGGUGACGGGGGCAAUACUUGUCUAUAUUUUGCUGAACUGGACGAUUGCAAUCAAUCUGUAAACCUAUAUAAGGCAAUUCAUGUGUGUCAGUAUGUAAGCAGCAAUGCAUUCGUGUGAAGAAAACUUCGAAUUUUGAACAGGAUAUAAAACAACACACAUUAAAAAUGAUUGAAUGUUUCACCAUAUAUUUUAAAAUAAGCAUUGUGGGCAUGUGUUUCUAGAUUUUUCUACCAAAUUAUAAAUACACAAGUGCGUUGGAGAGAACCUUAAUUGAGAAAGUGUGACAAAACUCUAGGAGCGGACCAUUUUUGGGGUGGUGGUUGUGUGUGUGUAUGUGUGUGUGUGUAAAAACAAAAGCUCCUAGAUUUGUGUAAACAAAUGCAGUCUCCAUCUCUGCUUGAAAAGAAUAACAGCCAGUAUCGACCACAAAAUGGCCAUCCUCAUCAACACAAAAUCAUUCGUGAGCAGUGCCAUAAUCUUUGACAGAGAGACAUGACAAUGAGAGACAGUAUGCCUCUAACCCUUAUUUAUUUAUAAUCAUUUCAUCUAUAAAUCUUCCAUUUCAAGAGACCAUAACAGUUUUUGGCAAUUUAGCAUUAUAUACCCAUGCUUGGAAACUGACAAGCAAAGGAAACGUUACCAAUCAACAAGAAGAUACUUGUGUGGUCAAAAGACAUGAAUUAACAACAUCAUUCCAAGUAAUGUCAUGGGAAUCAAGUUGGCCUAAAAUGUACUCUAUUGCAGUUUGAGAUGCAUCAGUUGUGAAGCUGAAGGGUUUUUGUGGUCCGGAUGCAAGGUUUGGGGCAUGUUGGCAAUUGUUGGACCAUUUGAAAGACUCAUCAUUUUUCAGAAGUUUGUAUAGAGGGAAGCCGAUGCCAGAAAGGUUCGCACAAAUUUGUAAUAAUACGAGGCCAAAUCUAAGAAACGACACAAGUCAUAGACAUUUUUAGAGGGCGUGAUCUGUGUGAACGAAUCUAUUUUUGAAGGAUCGACAAUGGUGCCAUCGUGAUGAAGAUAUGCCCUAAGUAGGUGACUAGUUUUGUUGCGAAUUUACAUUUGCCUGGUUUUAGAUAGAGUCCUGCUUUUUUUAUCUCUGGGAAUACUUCCUUGAGGUGAUUCAAAUGUUCAAAAAACGUUUUAGAAAAUAUUAUGUAAUCUACAUAUAUUAGUAUGUAACGCCAAUUCAUUUCUUUAUUGCCUCUGAAAUGGUUUGCAGAAUUGCCAUAGGAGCAUUUUUGAGGCCGAAAAGGGAGGAGAUUCCAUCGAAAAACUCCAUCGGUUGUAAUUUAGGCCGACUUAUGUUUUGCAUCUGGUUGCCAAAAGCCACUAGCACCAUCAAACACACUAUAGAUAUUGGCAAAAGUGGUAGAGGGAGAAAAAUAGAUUUGUUAACUGCAUUGAGGCGUCUAUAAUCUACGGCAAAGCGGUAAGAGCUAUCAUGUUUUUUAACCAUGACAUUAAGAGAGUGCCAUUCAGAAGAACUGAGCUUGCACUUGUCCUAAUGGGUGAGUUGUGCCUAUAAAAAGGGAGUCUAAUGGGUCUGGUGUCACCUGUUUCUAUUUUAUGAUGAUGUCAGUGAGUGUGUCAUUAUUCUGACCAGUCUCAGGCAAAAACUGAUCUUAGUGAUUGGAGAAAUGCAUGAGUAUGUGGACUUUCAAUAUUUAUGAAAUGCUAAUGUAAUGACGUUCAUGGGUAUUGUUAUGUUGUAUGACUAGUCGUGGUGUCGGCCAAGGUUGCCGCCUCACCAACACCAUCAACGUUGAAGUAUCGUCUGUCUCCCGUCCAUCCAGUGUGCCUAUAAUGGACCAUCUGCCUGGUGACUAUCAUUCCAGCUACAGACAAAACUCCUUGCAACGUGGUCAUGCGUUACUUCUUGAUGUAACAUACAAAUGGCUUGUUCUUAUUUUAGUACCAUCAAUCUUAGCAUGUUAUUUGUCACCGUCCAGUGGUUUGGGUGUGAAUAACCAGUACAUCGUUCCUUUCAUAUCACCAUCUUUGUAGGCUGGCAUGCUGCAAGUGCAGCAAAGGUUUCACUGAUCUGGGUGAUCUAGCACGUUCAUUACACAGCAGGCUGGUUGUGGUUAGGCGAUUGAUUCUCAACCAUUUUGUUACAUUAUUCGGGGUUUGUACAAAACGUGUCCAACUUUCAGUUUGGUAAUGUUUAUCUUUACGUCUGUUUACAUCAAAAGUAAUGCUCCUUAUGUCCAUCAUCCCCAAUCUUAGAAAUUGAAAAGUACAUUCCUUCAGUAGAUGUGAGUACAAACAUGUCAUGUUGACUGGGUUUAUCAGCAGGUGUUACUUCAGAAAUGCAAUGAGAUAUGGCCUAAUAUUAACAUGGAAGAUGAUAUAGUCAGAACUGAUUCUAUUUUUUCAAGCCAGUUAUAAGUAAAUAUGUGUGCCAAAACCUGUAAACGUAUUUUAGAUA